Saccoglossus kowalevskii is the source of this 2547-nucleotide messenger RNA. RefSeq lists its product as uncharacterized. The record is from RefSeq and is a predicted model, not a curated record. NCBI's taxonomy places the organism in Eukaryota, Metazoa, Hemichordata, Enteropneusta, Harrimaniidae.
AUUUAUUCAAAAUGGCGACAAACUUGCUAGUCGAAGAAGAUGAGCGAUAUCGUAGAUUUGCCGCUUGAAAAUCGCCGCCUUGCUUUAUUAUUAGCUCGUGCAUUGCGGAGAGCAGAUGCAGACAGUUUUAUAACCGUUUAUGAUGAAAUCGUUCCGCACGAUUUGCCCCAUGCACAGAUUGAAGCCAUAAAAGAAACUGCAAGAGACUUAGCAGACCUCAGCCUUGAGGAAUUUAAUAAAAUGUAUGCCAGUUUGAACUCUAGUAAUGAGGCCGUGGUGGAAAGUGGACCUUGUAAUAGUGUGCUAAAUCAGGAUUAUUACAUCGAAGGGAACAAUGAAAGCGUAAAACACUGUACUCAAAGAGACAACAGUGACUCUGAUAGUGAGGAUACCGAUGAACUUGAUGACACUCUACUAGGUUAUCCUCCAUUUGGUCAUUCUCCAACAUUGCAGGAUGUUCUGAAACCUGCCGUAGGUUUGAUUAAUGAUAGCGCACCUUCCAGUAAAAGUAUCAAAUGCCCUCCAGCAGAGCCCAUCACAGAAACCAAUCUCAUUCAUCAAGUAGAACAAAAUGUAUGUGAGAAACUCGCACAUUAUAGUGAUGAGGACUUCAGACAUUCAGCAACAAGAAAUGAUAGUGAGGAAUUGGGAAACUCGGGUGAAGGUGAUGUUGCUGCUGAGGGGAAAAAGAAAAGAAAAAAGAGAAAGCGGAAAAAGAAAGGUAAAGAAGAAUUGCUGUCACCAGGGCUAGUUUCACCAGCAGAAUCGACAUCAUCAGAUCAAACUACUGGUACAACCACUACAAUUACAGUACCGAGACUCAAUCCCAAAAGUAAAAGUGUGUCAUUGGUGAAAGUCGAUCAACAAUUUGUAAUUGGUGUAAUUGUGCAUGGCAACCGCGUUGUGACAAGUGAAAUCAAAGAACAACCUCAGGAAAAAUCAGUCGGGAACAAACUGUAUAGGAAUUCUAACAAGGUGAACUGCAAAGAUUUAGUUUUAUCUCAGCCUGUUAAAACGCUUCCAAAAGACACUGCCAAACUAGCAACCAGCCAUGUUAUCAGUAAAUCUACAUGUAACAUUGCCAGUCAGAGUAGCAAGCAUAAAGUAGACAUGGCCAGUAUUGAAGAGUGUGCAUUCAAAGUACCUCACUUAGUGAAGAGUGCUGAUACUGGGAGCACAGCUGCAAAUAAAACUGAGAUUAAAAAGAUAAUCACUGAACCUAAACAGGAACAUGAAGAAACGAUAAAUGUGGUAGCUGCAAUACCUAAUUUAGAAGAAUGGUCAGCACAGCUAAAGAUGGACCUUGGAAUUACUGAUUACAUUACUGAACCGACCAGGGAGGACACCUUUGAGUUAGUUGAGAAUAAACGCAAGAAAAAGCAACAGAAAUUGCAAUCUGAUCAAACUGAGAACAAGACUGAUAAUCGUCAAAAAGUCAAAGGGUUUGGUUCUCGGUUCCGUGCUAAAGGAACACAUGUUGAAUUGAAAAAUAAACCUAAGGAGUACAGUGCUGCAUUUAUGCCUGUCAGUUGUCAGGGUGAUGAGCUGUUGUUGAAUGAUAACAAUGCUAUAAAGUCGCAGAACUGGCAGAAAUUUAAACCAAGAUUUAAUGAAUCCAGAGGUGAAGAAAAUGCAUUGAUGAACCCACCUUGUUCAAAGUUGCACAUAUCAAGAAGUUCGCCAAACCUGCCAUUAAAACAAUGUGAUAAGAUCUCUAUGGCAACUUGUAAUGGAUUAGUUAUCCCACAAAAUAUGAAGCAGAUGGCUACUGAGGACAAACCAGGGGCGUUGCAGUAUAUGAAAGAGCAACCAAGUAUAUCGAGGAGUGACAGCUUACCUGAAAUUGGAAUGCCUGAUGAAGACCUGCAGCUGAGUCCAGUUGCUCAGUCUAACUUCAAUGAUACCUAUGCAAGUCGCGUGAAGAAAAACUUGACACCUCCGGGACCUAAUAAUCAUCUGCCAAUCAUCGAGUGUGCUUCUGUGGUUUCCUCUACUGUUGGGACAAAACCGGCUGAUGGAAAUGCUGCUGUGACUGAGAACGCAUCUGAUACAAGUGCAAUUGAGUUUUUAUCGGCUAUCAAAUUUAAAACAGAGGAACUAAAUGCAGAGGAAAUAAAUGCAGACAAGACUGAUGGGCAGCCAUGUCUGACCCCGAAAUCAAAUUCAAAGCUGGGAAACAAUUUUACAGGAAAAUAUGUAAAACACAAAGGAAUACAGAUAUCUCCUUCUUGUGCCUUAGAUGAGGAUGAUUUAGGAAUAACCUUUGGUACUGUAGUCUUUAAAGGAGGCCACCUUGUAUUGGAUUCUGUGGAAGAAAAGAAAAAGUCAGUUGUUCAUCAUAGAGUUCAAUACGUUGAAGAUCAUCAGUGUGUAAAAAGCCAGGACUGCAAAAUUUACAACCAUAAGGAUGUUGUACGUUACUUAGAAAGAACCUGGAAAAUCACCUGCAGACAACUGACUGAAAAUCCUGUUAAAGUUGUGUGGUACAGUGAUGAAGACUGAGAAUGGAUUACCCACUACAAUUAUGUGGCUGGUUGCACACCUGGG